Messenger RNA from Plasmodium malariae, 3762 nucleotides. RefSeq names its product conserved Plasmodium protein, unknown function. Gene Ontology annotation, cellular component: nucleotide-excision repair factor 2 complex; nucleus; XPC complex. The coding region runs from base 1 to 3762 and encodes 1253 amino acids. Gene Ontology annotation, molecular function: damaged DNA binding; single-stranded DNA binding. Gene Ontology annotation, biological process: mismatch repair; nucleotide-excision repair. NCBI's taxonomy places the organism in Eukaryota, Apicomplexa, Aconoidasida, Haemosporida, Plasmodiidae. The record is from RefSeq and is a predicted model, not a curated record. The transcript has a single exon.
AUGGAAGGAAAGAGAAGAACGACCAAAAGAUGCGCAGAGAUAGAAUUUAAUGAAAUUGAUAGAGAAUUAUUUGGGGAUGAGGAAUUAGAAAUAUUACAAAAUAGCAAAAAGCUAACAAGUGAAGAGGAUGAGAGAAAUGAAGAAAGCAUUUUACAUAACGAAAUAUUAUUGAACAUCAAUGAAAACGAAUUUCUUUAUUUUGAAGAUAAUGUCAGUAAUGGUAGUAAUUCAAAUGAUGAUAGAAGUUCAGAUAACGAUGUACAAGUUAUUGAAAAAGGGAAAAAAGAAAAAGCAUAUGGGAUACCAAAUAAAAAUAUGGGAAAAGAAAAAAUAAACAAGACAUCAUAUAAAGAUCCCUCUAGUUAUAAAAAGAAAUCAAAAAAUGAAAACAAGAUUCUUAUUGAUGAUAGUUCAAAAUUUGAUGAUGAAAACACCGACGAUGAAAUAGCCUGCUCCAAAUUGUCCACUUCGGAAUUAAAAAAAUUUCAAGAGCUAAGAAAUCAGAAUAUGCAUAAGAAAAUAGAGGAUAACAAAUUGAUAACAUUUAUGUUAUGUUGGAUUGGACACAUCUAUUUCUUAAAUAAUAUUUGUAAUAAUAAAUUUUUACAAGCAAUGAUAUAUUCUGUCUAUGUUAAUUAUAAAAACAGUAAUUGUAAUAAUAAAUUAUAUAAAGACCCUAUAUAUUUAUUUCUAUUUAUAAAAAAUUCAUUCGAAUUUGUUUCUGACAGUAAAACUUGGAUAGCUGGGGAUAAAAUUAUUUCUAAAAAUAUUAAAGGAUCAUUUAUAUUUAGAAUAGUUAGAAGUAUUCAAAGAAGGAGAGCCAAUAAUGUAAUCAUACAUUUAAUUUUUAUUUGUUUGUGUAGGUAUUUAAAUAUACCUAGUCGUAUAUGUUUUACACUCCCAAAUUUAAAAAACGAAAUAGAUAGUACUCGUAAAAAUAAAUUAAUGAAAAUGUGUUGUGAUAAUUAUUAUGAAGAUAUUAGUAAGAAUAUAUUUUUUAAGCAGUACAUUAAUGUGGAUCGUGAAAGGGGUGCUCAUGACAAAACCGUAUGGGGAGGUAACAGCGAAAAUAAUUAUGUUGGUGGUGUCGGAGGCGCUAGGGAUGAUGACAACUGCUAUAGUAGCAGCGACUGCGAUGAUGAUGUUAUUAUUAUCGAGAGAGAAGAUUUUUUAAAAUAUGAUGAUCAGAAAAAAAAAAAUGAAGAAAAAAAAAAAAAAAGCAAAAGUGGUUAUAAAGAUGAAACAACACAGUUUAAUAUUUUCUCCGAGUGUUAUUCCACUAGUUUUAAUAAAUGGGUGUCUUUUUUUUUUUGUUAUAAUAUAUACUAUUUCAAUUUGUUUAAUUUUUCAAAAAAUGACAAUUUAUCACAGUAUGAGACCAAAAUGUUUCAUAUUUUAUUACCCUUGCCGAAAAAUCCAGAGGAGAUAAGGACGUACAAAAAGGAAAGAAAGAGCAGUGCGUCAAACAAAUUCGAUCUUUCACUAUUCAUGAGAAAGGGCAGCAAUGAGGAUAGCUGUGAGGAUAGCGGCGGGUAUAGCAGCAGGAGUAGCAACAGGAGUAGCAACAGGAGUAGCAACAGGAGUAGCAACAGGAGUAGCAGCAGGAGUAGCAGCAGGAGUAACCGCAAUGAGCGAAAUAACUGCAACUCAGAUAGGAAGUCCCUGAACAGCUGCAGUUGUGUCACUCCUUCCGAAGGGGGAAAAGAAAGAAGCAGAAUUAAAAGCAAAUCUGAGAAAAAGAAAAAAAAAUGUAAAGAAAGAAAUAAUAAUGCCACUAAUGUACAUAACCGUAAUAGCAAAGAAGUUAUUCAAAUUGAUGACUUUUUAAUAAAAGAAAAUAAUACGAAAUAUUAUGUAUUGAAUCAACUAAAAAAAAGUGUAAUGAGCAAGGAAAAUUAUUGUAGUGACCAUUGUAGUAAUAAAAAAUUCAAAAUUUUAAGUAGUAACCAUGAAGGAAAAAUGUACAUUGAAAAGGACAAUACACUUUUUAUAUAUGACAAUAAAAGUAAGAGAGUGGUUAGAAUUGUAUAUAUGGAGGAUACAAUACAAAAAGACAGUGAUAACGACAGGGAUAGCCAUAAUGAAAUGUCUAGUAAGAGAAAUGCAAUGUGUAAUGCCGCAAAAAACGGUAAGCACAAUGCCACCGUAAAUGUCAGGAGGAAAAUGGACGAAGGGAGAAAGACCCCCUUGAUGUACGAUUUUGAGAAGGAUGAAGAGAAUGUUGAAAUUGUAAAUUCGCUAGCCCAUAUAUACAGCUCAACUAACAAGAAAAAUAUGCUACUAUAUCAAAUCAACGAGUUGAGAAUGGCAAACAAUAAGCUAAAAAACGGUUAUACCAGUGACAGUGCUACCAAUUGGUGUAGUGGAAAGGAGGACAUGGAAUAUGGAGAAAUAAUAUACAACAAAUUUGCAAAUACGAUAAGAGUCAACUCGUUGCAGAAUAAAUAUAUAAAAUUGUUCAUAAAUAGUAAUGUAUAUAAAUACUUCUAUAAUUUAGAUCAUUACAAUUUAUUCAUAUCGAUAAAUCAAUACGGAAUACUAAAAGACAUCAGUGUAAGGCAUAAGUUAAGGUGCAUCAGUGGUAGUAGCACCACUGGCGGUAGUUACAAUUGUAGUCAUGCUAGUAGUGGUAGUAGUAAUAUUACCAUAAUUAAAGGGAACAAACAAUGUAACAUUGUUAGAGACAAUUUUAGGAGAAUAUCUUACUAUUUCAAUAAAAAAAAAAAAAAUACAAAAAAAAAAUACGACGAAUUUGAAAAAGCUCUAGAUAACUUAGAUGAAGAAUAUUUAUAUAGUUUAUUUGUAACUAAUACUAUACCUAAGGAAAAAACCGAUUUUGUCAAGUCGAAUUAUUACAUUAUAAAAUCGAUGCUAAAAAAGAACCAAGUUAUACACCCUAAUACACCUGUUGGUUUGUUUAAAGGAGAAAAUGUAUACUUAAAAGAAAAUCUUUACAACUUAAUGAGAAGAGAAUAUUUAGAAAAUAAAAAUUACUUCAUCAGUGAUAGUGAACAGCCUUUAAGUUAUGAAUAUGAUGAAUAUAAUAAAAUAACAGUACCGCUAUAUGCAGAGUUUCAACUGAAAAAAAGAAAAGUCAUGAUAAAAGAUAGUAGUAUAUUUUUAGACACAGAGAAAGAAGGGGAUCCUGCACCAAGUGAUGCUGCAAUGUGUAUACAGGAAAGGGAAAGAGGGGGUAAACAUGUACACAGUGUGAACAAGGAGGAGAGCAAGAAUAUGGAUGAUUAUGAAGAUGAUUAUAAGAAUGAUAAUGAUGAUGCCUUUGAUUACAUCUACGACAAGAAGAACAAAUUGCACAUGUUAAAGACAAAACUAUUUGCACAUCUGAAACCAAAUAAUAUUAUUGAACUUAAUACAAAGGAUGUGUGCAUUUACAACAUCAAGUUAAAAAUACUUGUCAAACAUAUUAGGGGAAUCAUUCCAUAUAAAAUUAUAUAUAAUAAUUCAUAUUUUUUUAAUAAAUUUCGAAAAAGACAAAAUGCACCAACAGAUGCUGAUAAAAUAAUUAUUAAAAAAAAAAAUCUAUUGUCCUUUCAAAAUUUAUAUAUACCACAAAAAAAAACACAAGAUGAAUUCUUAAUAAAUGAAAAAUCAAAACAAAUUAAAAAUCUGUGGAAAGUUUUAUGCAAAAGUAUUAUGUAUGAGCAAGCAAAUAAGCACUCUACCCUACAAAGGACCAAGGCAAGGCGCAUUUACAAAAUGAAGGAGUUUAACACCGAUGUAGAUUGCUACUUCCGAAUAUAA